Molecule: messenger RNA, 864 nt
Organism: Rhizoctonia solani
Lineage: Eukaryota; Fungi; Basidiomycota; Agaricomycetes; Cantharellales; Ceratobasidiaceae
Product: Uracil DNA glycosylase superfamily
Exons: 9
Coding region: 1-864 (287 amino acids)
Biological process (GO): base-excision repair; base-excision repair, AP site formation via deaminated base removal
Cellular component (GO): mitochondrion; nucleus
Molecular function (GO): uracil DNA N-glycosylase activity
Source: RefSeq, a predicted model, not a curated record
AUGCCUCCCAGGUCGAAAAAGUCAAAGCCUGCUUCGACCCAUUCGUCUUCUCCUUCCAAGGCAAAGCCCGCUGAGGAUGCCAAGUCCGAGACUCAUACUGAGCAAGAUACGACUAAAGACCCGAAAGACAGCAAAGACGAGGAAAACUACCUCGACGAUGCUCCGCGUGCUUCUCAAUCCAACGCCGAGUCCAGUCCGACCAAGGCCAAGGCAACCGCCAAACCAGAAACCGCGGCUCAUACGGGAGAAGAGACAGCGCUCAAAGCUCGGGCUUCGUCCCCUGCUUCAGCGCGCUCUUCGUCCCCGGCCCCAGGCGAUCAACCAAGCACAAGCGCCGGCUCAAAGAGAACUGUCAAUGGCGUCACAGCGCUCAAGUACAUUCCGUUUUCGAUGGACAACUUUAUUGCCGGAUUAAACGACGAGCAAAAGAAGCUGUUACAGCUCGAGUGCGAGACGCUAAACAAAGUUUGGUUCAAAGUCCUCCAAGACGAACUUACGAAGCCGUACUUUAUCAAGCUCAAGCAAUUCUUGUGGGAAGAGGGAAUCAAGGACCCAGAGACGCUUUGUACCAAGAUUUACCCGCCAGCAAAGGACAUUUACUCGUGGUCUCGCUGUACCCCACUCGGACGCGUCAAAGUCGUGAUUAUUGGUCAAGAUCCAUAUCACGGCCCCAAACAAGCUCACGGUCUAUGCUUUUCCGUCCGUCCGGGUGUACAAGUUCCUCUUCCCUACGCAACACAGAUGUACAAGGAAAUCAAAUCGACCUAUCCUUCUUUCGAACCUCCCAAGCACGGAGCAAGUCAGGCAGGGAGCCAUGCAGGCAAGGGGUGGGAGACGUUUACAGACGCAGUUGUCAAGCUUUGA